Messenger RNA from Pygocentrus nattereri (red-bellied piranha), 917 nucleotides. RefSeq names its product regulatory factor X-associated ankyrin-containing protein (gene rfxank). Gene Ontology annotation, biological process: regulation of transcription by RNA polymerase II. The record is from RefSeq and is a predicted model, not a curated record. Gene Ontology annotation, cellular component: nucleus. Gene Ontology annotation, molecular function: protein binding. The transcript has 9 exons. The coding region runs from base 243 to 827 and encodes 194 amino acids. Lineage: Eukaryota; Metazoa; Chordata; Actinopteri; Characiformes; Serrasalmidae.
AUGAAGCGCAGUCUUGGGUUGUUGAUGUUUCUCAGCGUGCAUCUGAAAUACCGCUCGGUUCGUAACACCGGAUUCAACAAAUAGUUCCUAGACGUAAUAAAACGCUUUCACCGGAACACGAGAAGAGAACUGGAGUCGAGAAAUCUAAGAGCAGAGAAAUAAACCUGCUUCAAGAAGUGACAUAAGGCCUCUGAUACAGCUCCAGAGGAGAUCUGCAGGACUUCUAGUAAUGGUAAGCCAUAAUGGAGAACAAGAGUGAUGAUGGGGCGCUCCACACCACCACCCUGACGAAUAAACAGCGGGGGAAUGAGGUCACAGUCCGACCGGCCACUUUGGACAAUCUCUCCAUUCAUCAGUUUGCUGCUCAUGGAGAAAUAUCACAAGUAAAGACGCAUCUUGCCUCAGAUAUUUCCCUGCUGAACAGUCAGGAUGAACGAGGUUUCACUCCAUUGACGUGGGCAGCAGCGUUUGGAGAGAUCGAAAUGGUCCAGUUUCUCCUUGAGAAGGGAGCUGAUCCAAAAAUAUUUGCACGAGAGCGGGAAAGUGCCUUGUCUUUGGCCAGUGCUGGGGGAUUUGCAGACAUCGUCAGUAUUCUGUUAAAACAUGAAGUUGACGUCGAUUCCUAUGACUGGAAUGGAGGUACUCCACUUCUUUAUGCAGUUCGUGGCAAUCAUAUGAAAUGUGUGGAAGCUCUCCUAGGUCAUGGUGCAGAUAUAACAUUUGAAUCAGACUCCGGAUACAGUCCAGUGGCCCUCGCUGUUGCUCUUGGCUACAAAAAAAUGCAAAAGCUGCUUGAGGAUCACAUUCUGAAACUGUUACGGAACUGAAGCAGAAGACAUUUGACAACUUUACAUGGCUUUUCUUGCUCUGAAUGUAAACUUUUUUUUACCUUUUUAAUAAAAAUAUCAUUACAAAUA